Marmota flaviventris (yellow-bellied marmot) is the source of this 1542-nucleotide messenger RNA. The record is from the annotation of a RefSeq genome assembly. Lineage: Eukaryota; Metazoa; Chordata; Mammalia; Rodentia; Sciuridae.
AUGUUCAUCAACCGUUGAUUCUUCUCAACUAAUCAUAAAGAUAUUGGUACACUUUACCUUUUAUUUGGCGCUUGAGCCGGUAUAGUAGGAACUGCACUCAGUCUUCUAAUCCGAGCUGAAUUAGGCCAACCUGGGACUCUACUAGGUGAUGAUCAAAUCUACAAUGUUAUUGUUACCGCCCAUGCAUUUGUUAUAAUUUUUUUCAUGGUUAUACCAAUCAUAAUUGGUGGGUUUGGGAACUGACUAGUACCCCUAAUAAUCGGAGCCCCUGAUAUAGCAUUUCCACGUAUAAAUAAUAUAAGCUUCUGACUUCUCCCCCCUUCCUUCCUUCUCUUGCUCGCCUCUUCUAUGGUUGAAGCAGGUGCAGGAACAGGUUGAACCGUUUAUCCUCCACUGGCCGGAAAUCUAGCUCAUGCAGGGGCUUCAGUAGAUCUAACUAUUUUUUCCCUACACUUAGCAGGAGUGUCAUCAAUUUUAGGUGCAAUUAACUUUAUUACAACAAUUAUUAACAUAAAACCACCUGCCAUAUCUCAAUAUCAAACCCCUCUAUUUGUAUGAUCCGUACUAGUCACAGCAGUUCUAUUACUCUUGUCUCUUCCAGUUCUUGCAGCAGGAAUUACUAUACUCCUUACAGACCGUAAUCUUAAUACUACAUUUUUUGAUCCUGCCGGAGGUGGAGAUCCUAUUCUAUAUCAACACUUAUUCUGAUUUUUUGGACAUCCUGAGGUUUAUAUCCUUAUUCUUCCAGGAUUUGGCAUAAUUUCUCAUAUCGUAACAUACUACUCAGGUAAAAAGGAACCAUUCGGUUAUAUGGGAAUAGUCUGAGCCAUAAUAUCUAUUGGUUUUCUUGGAUUUAUUGUAUGAGCCCACCAUAUGUUUACUGUUGGAAUAGAUGUAGAUACUCGAGCCUACUUUACAUCCGCAACCAUAAUUAUUGCCAUUCCUACAGGAGUAAAAGUUUUUAGCUGAUUAGCAACCCUACAUGGAGGUAAUAUUAAAUGAUCACCAGCAAUACUAUGAGCACUUGGUUUCAUUUUUUUAUUCACCGUAGGAGGCUUAACAGGAAUUGUCCUAGCUAACUCUUCAUUAGAUAUCGUUCUACACGAUACAUAUUAUGUUGUAGCUCACUUCCACUACGUAUUAUCAAUAGGAGCCGUAUUUGCCAUUAUAGGAGGGUUCGUUCACUGAUUUCCCCUUUUUUCUGGCUAUUCACUGAAUGAUAUAUGAGCUAAAAUUCAUUUUACCGUAAUAUUCGUAGGAGUAAAUUUAACUUUUUUUCCCCAACAUUUCCUAGGAUUAUCAGGUAUACCACGUCGAUACUCUGACUAUCCAGAUGCAUAUACAGCAUGAAAUACUGUAUCCUCAAUAGGCUCAUUCAUCUCUCUUACAGCUGUCAUAAUUAUAAUUUUCAUAAUUUGAGAAGCAUUUGCAUCAAAACGAGAAGUACUUACUGUAGAGCUAACACCAACUAACUUAGAGUGACUACAUGGAUGCCCUCCACCCUAUCACACAUUUGAAGAACCUACUUAUAUUAAAGUUUAG